Molecule: messenger RNA, 988 nt
Organism: Prunus dulcis (almond)
Lineage: Eukaryota; Viridiplantae; Streptophyta; Magnoliopsida; Rosales; Rosaceae
Exons: 5
Coding region: 107-691 (194 amino acids)
Source: RefSeq, a predicted model, not a curated record
UGAAAAAGAAAAAAAAAAAGAAAAGAAAGGGCCGGCUCUGUCCGUUGAGAGAGGCGGUGCUAAUCAUGUCGGGGCGACGAAAAUUAGUUUGCUCUGGGCAAAGAAGAUGACGGCCUGCUUGUUUCUAAAUCUGCCACUUUCUUCUUCAUCUGCUGCGUUUACUUCUCAUACUAAUAAGAAUUACCCUUCGCUAGCUUCACACCUACUUCUCACUCUAACCCCAAACCAGUCCUUUCUUCGAGCCCCUCGGUUCUCACGCCAAAUCAAAGCCUCAUCAGCUUCCAUGGAAGCCCAGCAAAGUGAGACCGGCGUCUCAACCCCACCUAUGAAGCUCUUGUUCGUGGAGAUGGGCGUGGGCUACGACCAACAUGGCCAAGACGUUACCGCUGCAGCAAUGCGGGCUUGCAGAGAUGCCAUCUCCUCUAAUUCAAUCCCUGCGUUUCGAAGAGGGUCAAUACCUGGUGUUACAUUUGAGGAGAUGAAACUAGAGAUCAAGCUGGGUGUGCCUCAUUUACUCCAACCGUCACUGGAUGUCGAAAGGGUCAAAUCAGUCUUUCCUUAUGGAAAAUUUGUGAAAGUUGAAGUUGUGGAUGGCGGACUGAUAUGCUCAAGUGGUGUGUGCGUGGAAGAAAUGGGAGAUAAGAAUGACGACUGUUAUAUAGUGAAUGCAGCAGUCUACAUUGGUUACUAGCUUCCUCUUUCCUCCAAACCCCCACGAGAGGUUUUAAGAACCCUCUUAGGAGGACCAUGGCUGGUGUUUCAGAGUCUUCAACAGUGACAGGAAUGCCUGCAUCCAUCAACUUAUCUUUGAUUUUUUUUUUGGUACUAAGAACUGUCUUCCUAACAUCUUUUGUGGCUGAUGAUUAUUUUGACAAUCAUGGUGUCUCUAUAUGCUUGGUCUUCUAUGCUUAUUGAAUAAUUGGAAUUCAAGGUAAUGCUAUAGACAAUUGCUUCAUGCAUAAAUUUCUAAUUAUAUUAACCAUCAUAA